ACCAUAGACUGUACACAGACAGAGUCAUUCUCUGCGGCGGAGGCUCCAGAUCGAUCCCCAAAUGGCUCCGUCGUCACGCUGUCACUCGUGAUAAGAAACGCCGGCUGCCUCCUGACUGUUGUGGAACCUCAGGAUCUUCAGCUCCAGCCCCGUCUCGUCUCUCCGCUCGGACUUUCUCAUCUAAUUUAAUUUAACUCUCAGACUAAUUUUCUGGGCUGCGUCAGGCUUCCCAGGCCGAGCUCCAGCCUGUCGACUCAUGGCGAUCAACACUGAUGUUGAGGACUGGGGCGCCGUUGGCAGCAAUGACUCUGGGGAGAGGGCGUGGCUCCUGCAGAGCCCCAGCGUGGAUUCUGUUCGGCAUCCUGAGGCGGACGGCGGGAGGAGCGGAGGCGUGUCGUCGUUGGGAGCCGUCUUCAUCGUGGUGAACGCGGCGCUGGGAGCGGGUCUGCUCAACUUCCCUGCAGCCUUCAAUAUGGCGAGAGGAGUAACGGCAGGAGUGAUGCUUCAGAUGUUCAUGCUGAUCUUCAUCAUCAGCGGGCUGGUGAUUUUGGGUUACUGCUCCCAGGUCAGUAACGAAGGCACUUAUCAGGAGGUCGUUCGAGCCACUUGUGGAAAAGUCUCCGGCAUCCUCUGUGAAGUGGCCAUCGCUGUCUACACCUUUGGCACCUGCAUCGCGUUCUUUAUUGUCAUUGGAGACCAGCUGGAUCGCUUGGUCGCUGCAGUGGCUCACGACACCGAGGGUACAGUCAGCGGCUACUGGUACGCCGACCGCAAAUUUACCAUCGUCGUUACCGGGGUCCUCGUUAUUCUUCCUCUGUCCAUCCCCAAGGAAAUUGGCUUUCAGAAGUAUGCCAGUGCGCUGAGUGUCAUGGGAACCUGGUACGUUACCAUCGUGGUCAUUGUAAAAUACAUCUGGCCGGAUAAGGAGGUGACUCCGAGCUAUGUUCCCACCAGCACUGCUUCCUGGACGGCAGUUUUCAAUGCAAUGCCCACCAUAUGCUUUGGUUUCCAGUGCCAUGUCAGCUGUGUGCCGGUGUUCAACAGCAUGAGCAGGAAAGAGAUCAAACCCUGGGGACUGGUCGUCACCCUCAGCAUGAUAAUCUGCCUUUUUGUUUACACGGGAACAGGCGUCUGCGGCUACCUGACGUUCGGCUCCAACGUCAGUCAGGACGUGUUGAUGUCGUAUCCUCCCGAUGACAUCGCGGUGGCCAUCGCCAGAGCUUUCAUUGUCGUCUGCGUGAUCACCUCCUAUCCCAUUUUGCACUUCUGUGGCAGGGCCGUCAUAGAAGGACUUUGGCUGCGUUUCCAAGGCGAGCAGGUGGAGGUGUGCGUGCGCCGCGAGCAGAGGAGAAGGAUCCUGCAGACGCUGGUGUGGUUUGUCGUCACCCUCGUCCUCGCCCUCUUCAUCCCAGACAUCGGUCGCGUGAUCUCGCUGAUCGGAGGCUUGGCGGCCUGCUUCAUCUUUGUCUUCCCCGGUUUGUGUUUGAUACAAGCCAAGCUAUCGGAGACAGACAACCGAUCUGUGAGCUGGCACGGAUUGGUCGUCUUCGGUGUUGCCAUGGUUACACUGGGAGCUUUCAUCUUUGGCCUCACCACAACAAACUCCAUCUAUCAAGAUGUUGUCAACUAAAAGGAUUUUUUUUUUCCUCCGAGACAGCACUGUCCUUGGUAACAAAGACGGGGAGCACUCAGACCUGUGCUGCUAUUCUGGACUGCUGAAUGACAUGCAGCGUCUCAUGACACUCACUUAAAAAAAGAAAAACAAAAAUCCAGACCACUACAGCUCGUCACAUCGUCUCCUCCAUACAAAGUUAAAACUAGAGUGUUUCACUCAAUCAGGGAGUCACCACACAACGCCGACCGACUUCAGACACUUUGGUCUUUGUCUCCUGUCCAGUUUAAAUAGCAUGUUUUCGACGGUGUCGCCGCUGCACAGGGACACAGACUGACCUCUCCCGUCUCUGGACGACGCAUUCCUGCCCCGUUUACAAGAGCCGAGGGACAAUAUAGAGAAAGGCCUUAGAAUCAAAUUGAUUUUAAAUAACGAAAUUGUACCAAUUUGUGUAUUUUAACUUGCAUGUCAAAGUAAAUGUUUCUUAUCAUUGAAAAUCAACCUGCUGUUGUUCUCAUCUCCAGGUCCGUAAUCUAAUCCGGGUUCAGACUUUAUGUUCGUGCUGCUGAUCGUUUGUCUCUUGUCCAAUGAGAAAGUUAAUGGAGUGAUGGGUUGACACACUGGGACUCGGCAUGUCUACUGGAUUUAAGUGACAGAACUGUAAGUCCAGGCAGUUCAAGUUCCAGAGAAUACUGGAGUCAAAUGGGAGGUUUUCAACAAAAGAAAAGAAUGUAUGACAUUUAAACAUACUUAGGAAUUCAUUUGAGUUAUUUAUUUCUUACUUUAGUUUUUUUUUGUUUAGAUAUAUAUUUCAUAGGGUUACAGUAAAAGUAUUAGAUCAUACAAAGCUACUUCGCUCACUUAAAGCCAACAUGGAAAACCUUGAACUACCUGACAGGCUGCACAGCUGCGUGUCUGUGUGUGAACCUGGAGGACGUCUAAGACGAGCAGCGCCGCCAUGUUCAGGAUAUGAAAACCCAACUUCAUCUAAGAGAGCUGGUUCCUCAGAGAAUGAGUUGGAAAUACCUACUGUCCAGGUGCAGGUGUAUAAAAAAAAUGAAUGUAACCCUAGAAUUCAGUUGCACUGGUCAGACACAGUGGAGUCACUGGGAUGAAGCCGACGGAUCAAACUCCAGACCUCAAGUUUCAACCUCUAGAAUCAAAAGUUAAAUAGUUCUUGUUUUGUUUUUUGUGUGUGCCUAAAACCAAAGUGUGAGCUUUCUUCUUUCUUUUUAAUGCAGCGAUGUCCAAACCCUAAUCUACUUCACACUAAAGAGAAGAGUUGAGAUUACAGUCGGCUUCCAAGUUUGUUUAACUUCAAUACAUGGAAGUACUUUUUGAACUAAGCUGCACAACAAGGAAACUGGUCAAAGGUUUACAUGGUAAUCCAGACUAAACUGAGGCUUCUUUCCCCGUUUAUGUUCAUUUGAUUAGACUGUGACAGAGCCAAGAACAUUAAGGAUGUUGUGCAUGUUUUGAUCCAUAAUUCAAAAGAGAUUUAAGACUUCACAGUCCUGUUCAACCCACUGAAACAAGGUGUUUUUACUUUGUGAAUAUGAGGGACAGAAAAGGUAAAAGGGAUGCAGAAAAGCAAUUAUGUUGUAUUUGUCACAUUGGACUAAACACAGCGACACAUUCGUCAUGAUUUAGAGGAAGGGAAAGAAGCUGCAGCUAAAACAGUAAUAAUGUCUGCCAUCAAUGCAAUGUGACUGUUUUUAUAGAUUUUUUUGCAAUCCAUGUCAUAAUACAAAUUGCUUCUAUUUGGUGCUUAACUGUGUUAAAUUUGUCUAAUGAUUUUCUUUUAUGUUGGUGCUGCAGACGAAAUGUUUUCAGACAUAUGGACAUGGACUUUCUUCCAAGGAACCUGUUGAAUAGAAUCACAUUUCCAUGUUGUCUUGCAUAGCCGAUGACUUGAAAACAUGUUAAUGGAAAGUUUGGAUGGAAAUAUGUUACGGAUCUACCAAUGAUACUCUAAUAAAUGAACUGUAAUUAAGGCAUGCCAAUAAAUCUGACAAUCCAAGAGUU
This is a messenger RNA of Stegastes partitus (bicolor damselfish), 3637 nucleotides long. It is a transcript of the gene slc38a7, whose product is annotated as solute carrier family 38 member 7. Gene Ontology annotation, cellular component: membrane. Lineage: Eukaryota; Metazoa; Chordata; Actinopteri; Pomacentridae. The transcript has 12 exons. The coding region runs from base 257 to 1630 and encodes 457 amino acids. The record is from RefSeq and is a predicted model, not a curated record. Gene Ontology annotation, biological process: amino acid transmembrane transport. Gene Ontology annotation, molecular function: L-glutamine transmembrane transporter activity; L-asparagine transmembrane transporter activity.